GGUGGUUGUUCGCAUCGACUCUGUCAGAGGAGGCCCCUCCCUCCUUGCAGCCGCAACUACCCCUGGUUGCAGCUGCGCGCAAUCUUCGCUAAACUCGCCCAAACGCGACUUUAAAGGCCUUUUAUGAGAUCUUAAACCUUUGAUACACACACACACACAAACAGACACACAUAGACACGUUUAGAGUUAAUCCUUAUCGACACAAUCGAUAACUGUUUAUUAAAACAUAAUUUUUCCACACACUCCAGCCUUUGCUGAAUUGUUGAUGUGGUCCUUUAAGACUGGAAGGGGAGGAGGCAAAUGAAAGUAAGGAAAGGAGUGGUUGUAAAAGCAUUAACAGGUUGGGGGAGAAAGAAAACCGCCCGGUUGGUUUCCUCGGUUGUGUUUUUUCAUUGAGUUUCUGCUGUCGUCACCCAUCAAACAGUGAUUCGGGAAGUGUGACGUGUUUUUUCUUGUCCAGUUAAGGGGCCGCUCCUCAAAAUGUCUGCUCCGGGUUACCCAGGCCACUUUCCUUAUCCCGCUCCUGGUGGGGGGUAUGGAGACCCUAAUCAAGCACCCCCACCUGGCUUUAACAUGGGCUACAACCAGGGUCCACCUGUUAUGUAUCAACCAGGUCAGGGACCGGAGUAUGGCGCCCCACUGGUCGGGGCUGCCCCAGUCCCCCUGGUGCCUAUUGGGAUUCCACCAGGACUCGAGUACCUGGCACAGAUCGACCAGAUUCUGAUUCAUCAAAAAGUUGAGCUGCUGGAAGCUUUUAUUGGUUUUGAGACCAACAACCAGUAUGAGAUCAAGAACAACCUGGGCCAAAAGAUUUACACAGCCAAAGAGAAGAACGACUGCUGCACCAGGAACUGCUGUGGCGCCCUGCGCAGCUUCGACAUGAAGAUCAAGGACAACACGGACCGGGAGGUCAUCCGUUUGAUCCGGCCUUUCCGCUGCGUCUCCUGCUGCUGUCCCUGCUGCCUGCAGGAGAUGGAGGUCCAGGCCCCACCGGGCACCACCGUCGGCUACGUGAAACAAGACUGGCACCCUUUCCUGCCCAAGUUUUCCAUCCAGGGAGCUAACAAGGAAACCCUGAUGAGACUGGAGGGGCCCUGCUUCGCCUGCAACUGCUGUGGGGAUGUCAGCUUUGAGCUGAAAGGAAAAGACGAGACGCCCAUCGGUCGCAUCACCAAGCAGUGGAGCGGCCUCCUGAAGGAAGUCUUCACAGACACGGACAACUUCGGCAUUCAGUUCCCUCUGGAUUUGGACGUGAAGAUGAAGGCCGUCCUUAUGGGCGCCUGCUUUCUGAUUGACUUCAUGUUCUUCGAGAAAGUGGGAGAGGCCAACCAGCGCAGCUCCGUGUUUUCUUAACCGGAGAUCCAGAGGGGAGAGCGUUUCACCUCUAUGCUACGUUAUACUCGAUGCUAAACCCAAAAAGCCCUUAAUAGGCAUGUCUAUAUAGUAACCAGAUAGCUGUUGGCUGGAAGUUUGAAUGUGUAAACAGACUGUUGUUGUUCAUGGUUUCACUCCACACAAUCUGUCAAAAUGUUGUAGUCUAAAGCCAAAUCAGCGUCCCUCAAUCUGCAAAAAGACGAGGAUCUGGCCCUGACGUUCGCUUUCAUCCGAACUCUCCCUCAAAAGCUCGACUACAUCUGGUUUACAGUUGGAUCUUUUUUAUUUUUUUAUGUUGAAGUUGUUGUCAUGAAAGUUUGUACAGAUCUUUUUUGUAAUUUUUUUUCCCCCCUCAGAUCCAGAUGAAUCCAUCCUGCUCUGUUAACAUUCCAAACAACUUCAAUUUAUGCAGAACCGAAAAGCUGGAGGAGAUGGUAGAAAACAUCUGGCCAUUCAGCUUAAACCACUACUUUAAUUUAGUUUAGUCAAAUGAAAAGACAGAGUGACCGUAGAUUUUUCUUUCUUUGAUUCAAAUCUUAAAGUGAAAAUGAAAAAAAGAAGUUGUGAUGCCUGCUAGCUAUAUUUACCAAAGUUCCUCUGCUUCGUUGUUGCCUUCUACUUCACCACUUAUGUGCAUUUAAAAGGAAAAAAAAACAUUUCAUUGUAAAUACUGUCAUGCUUUGGACCUCAGUGUUCAGCUGCCGUCCCUUUGUGUCUCCACCGGAUGCAACUGUGCAAAAAUCAGACCAGAUUUGAAAAGCAGAAACAGGCGGAGGUUGAAGUUCAGUUUAAAACCUCUUAUUAGCAGGUGGAGGCCCAGAAAUGAUGGGAAGUUGAGGUUUUCACAAAAUACGUCCAGCACUUCUCUAAUCCAGCUGUCAAUCACAUAAACUACAUGCUUUCUUAGCUUUGCACCUGUUUAAUCUGAUGAUAAUCUGCAAUGAAUUUUUAUCCAUUAACACUUAUUCUACCAUUUCUCUCCUAGUGUUAGAAACAGUUUUAUAUUAUAUAUUGAAAAUAUUGUAUGAUUUAUUUCUGAAAUAAACCAGUGGAAUUAAAG
Messenger RNA from Oryzias latipes (Japanese medaka), 2434 nucleotides. RefSeq names its product phospholipid scramblase 1. NCBI's taxonomy places the organism in Eukaryota, Metazoa, Chordata, Actinopteri, Beloniformes, Adrianichthyidae. Gene Ontology annotation, molecular function: phospholipid scramblase activity. Gene Ontology annotation, biological process: plasma membrane phospholipid scrambling. Gene Ontology annotation, cellular component: plasma membrane. The record is from RefSeq and is a predicted model, not a curated record.